This is a messenger RNA of Paracoccidioides brasiliensis Pb18, 555 nucleotides long. RefSeq lists its product as uncharacterized. The coding region runs from base 1 to 555 and encodes 184 amino acids. The transcript is spliced from 2 exons. The record is from RefSeq and is a predicted model, not a curated record.
AUGCGGGAAAAGAUUCAAAAACAACUUGAAAAGGCCAAGUCUGCGCACAAGGCGUACUAUGAUUCCAAACACAGUGCAAAACGCUUCCAUGUGGGUGACUGGGUGCUUCUUAAUGCGAAAAACUUCCGCAUGCUCCUCCCCGCUAGGAAAUUGGACCAUAAAUAUGUUGACCAUUUUCAAUUUAUUGAAUCAUGGAAUACACAGGCAUAUAAACUCUCUCUUCCGCGCUCAAUGCGUGAUAUCUACCCCGUCUUUCAUAUCUCACUUCUUGAACAGUAUAAUAUCAGAGAUUACGUGUCAGGUUCUGGCAAUGAUCCGUAUAUUCGCUUAGUCGCCUAUCGCCCAAUAUCCACCAAAAAACGCGCGUUUACCACCAAAAUGGCAGAGGAGCAGACAGUUACGAGAAUGACUGUCACCUUGCAGACUCCCAGGGAUUGGGAACUUUUGUACAAAUAUGUAAAGGACGCAGCCCGCCAACGGAAGGUACUGGACUGGACUUUAUCAACAUUAAAAAGACGGCAAGAUUCAGCGAAGUCCCAGAACCAAAAGCACUGA